AUGGAAUCAAAUAAGGAAAUACUUACAUCUUCAUCUAACCAAACAAAUCCUAAAAGUCCCAAUUCUAACAAUUCUAAUGAUAAUUUAAAAUUCAUUGAUUAUUCUCGUUUUGAAAAGAUCAAUGAAUUAAGACUUAAUUUAAAUGAAUUGGGUAUAGAAUUAUUUAAAGCAAUUUGGAAAGAUACAAAUUCUAAUGUUUUAUUAAAGAAAUUUCAUUCUCAAUAUUUGGAAAAUAUAAAAUUAUUUUAUAAAUCAUGUCACCAAAGUAUUUUACCAAUAUUCGGUUAUACUAAAAAUCCGAAUAGCGAAGAUGUCGAAGAUUAUUUUUUGAUAAUAGAAUAUCCUAACGGAGGAAAUUUACGAAAUUAUAUGAGUGAAAAUUAUCAAAAACUUUCUUGGAAUGAUAAAAUGAGAUUUGCUGUUGACUUAACAAGUGGUUUACAAUGUAUACACAGUUAUGAUAUCGUACACUUAAAUUUGCAUCCAUUUAAUGUAUUUAUCCAUAAUAAUAGGUUAUUAAUAGGAGAUAUAGGACUUUCAAAACCUACACCUGAUAUUACAAUACCCGAAAAUAAGAAAAUUUUACCUUAUGUUGAACCUGAUUCGUCCUUACCACGUGACAAAAAAUCUGAUAUAUUUAGUUUAGGUUUCAUAUUGUAUGAAUUAUCAAGUGGAAAACCACCUUUCGCUUCGGCUCGUCAUAAUCUUGAUUUAAGUAAAAAAUUAUUAUCAGGUGAAAGAGAAAAACCUAUCGCGGGUACUCCUAUUGAAUAUAUUGAUUUAUAUGAACAAUGUUGGGAUAAUGAUCCUAUUGUAAGACCAAGUGCUGAAGAUGUAUUAUCUAGAUUAGGUAGAAUGAAUUUAUCUACAAUUUAUGAGGAUACAGAAAUUAAGACUUUUAAGACAAACAUUGAAAAAAAGAAUGUUAAUUUUAAUAACAAAAGGAAUGAAAUUGAAGUUAUAUCCGAGACUUCAACACACAAUCGACUCGAUUCUGUCGUACUUGAUUUUGGUGGCGGAGUAGAUAGCGGAUUUGGUAGUGUCACGAGAGAGACGACCAAUUCCAAAAGAAAAGAAAGGGAAAAAAUGUCAACUUUUACCAUGCUUACCAAAAUGUAG
This is a messenger RNA of Rhizophagus irregularis DAOM 181602=DAOM 197198, 1119 nucleotides long. RefSeq lists its product as uncharacterized. Gene Ontology annotation, biological process: protein phosphorylation. Lineage: Eukaryota; Fungi; Glomeromycota; Glomeromycetes; Glomerales; Glomeraceae. The record is from RefSeq and is a predicted model, not a curated record. Gene Ontology annotation, molecular function: protein kinase activity; ATP binding.